Chaetura pelagica (chimney swift) is the source of this 2254-nucleotide messenger RNA. RefSeq names its product TNF receptor-associated protein 1 (gene TRAP1). Gene Ontology annotation, molecular function: protein kinase binding; ATP hydrolysis activity; ATP-dependent protein folding chaperone. The coding region runs from base 1 to 2046 and encodes 681 amino acids. Gene Ontology annotation, cellular component: mitochondrial inner membrane. The record is from RefSeq and is a predicted model, not a curated record. NCBI's taxonomy places the organism in Eukaryota, Metazoa, Chordata, Aves, Apodiformes, Apodidae. Gene Ontology annotation, biological process: protein folding. The transcript has 18 exons.
AUGGAGCAUUCAAAAGGAGCAGCACGUCUGCAAAGACAAAUCUUCCGUCGAUGGAGCUUCUGGGACAAUGUUCCUGCCAGCAGCUUUCCUGCUGUCGGGAGGUACAGCACUCAGACAGCAGAGAGCAAGGAGGAGGAGCCCCUGCACACCAUCAUCAGUGACACAGAGAAUGUGAAAGGUGCAGCCUCUAAGCAUGAGUUUCAGGCUGAAACAAAGAAACUGCUGGACAUCGUUGCCCGUUCCUUGUACUCGGAGAAGGAGGUGUUUAUCCGGGAGCUCAUCUCCAACGGCAGCGACGCGCUGGAGAAGCUGCGCCACCGCCUGAUGGCAGAAGGGAAGGCCUUGCCAGAGCUGGAGAUCCAUCUGCAGACAGACAGCAAGAAGGGGACCAUCACAAUCCAGGACACAGGUAUUGGGAUGACCCAGGAGGAGCUGGUUUCUAACCUGGGUACUAUUGCUCGCUCAGGCUCAAAGGCUUUUCUAGAUGCUCUGCAGAGCCAAGCUGAAGCCAGUAGUAAAAUCAUUGGCCAGUUUGGAGUGGGAUUCUACUCAGCCUUCAUGGUGGCUGACAAAGUGGAGGUGUUUUCCCAGUCUGCAGAGCCAGGGAGCCCAGGCUACCACUGGUCAUCUGAUGGUUCAGGAAUGUUUGAGAUUGCAGAAGCAUCUGGUGUCAGAACUGGGACCAAGAUUAUUAUCCAUCUCAAAGAAGACUGCAAGGAGUUUGCAAAUGAAGACAGAGUCAAGGAGGUGGUGACAAAGUACAGCAACUUCAUCAGCUUCCCACUGUAUCUCAAUGGGAGAAGAAUGAACACUUUGCAGGCACUCUGGAUGCUGGACCCCAAGGAGAUCAGCGAGUGGCAGCACGAGGAGUUUUACCGCUUCAUCGCUCAGGCCUUCGACCGGCCCCGCUACGUCCUGCACUACCGGGCUGAUGCUCCCCUCAACAUCCGCAGCAUCUUCUACGUGCCUGAGCAGAAACCAUCCAUGUUUGACAUCAGCAGGGAACUGGGCUCCAGCGUUGCCCUCUACAGCCGCAAAGUCCUGAUUCAGACCAAGGCUGCAGACAUCCUGCCCAAGUGGCUGCGAUUCCUUCGAGGUGUGGUGGACAGCGAGGACAUACCCCUGAACCUGAGCAGGGAGCUGCUGCAGGAGAGUGCCCUGAUCCGGAAGCUCCGAGAUGUUUUGCAGAAGAGGUUGAUCAAGUUCUUCAUUGAGCAGAGCAAGAAGGACCCUGAGAAAUAUGCCAAAUUCUUUGAGGAAUAUGGAGUGUUCAUGAGAGAGGGGAUUGUCACGAUAGCAGAGCAGGAUGUCAAGGAGGACAUAGCCAAGCUGCUGCGUUACGAGUCGUCCGCCCUGCCCGCGGGGCAGCUGACCAGCCUGCCCGACUACGCCUCCCGCAUGAAGGCAGGGAGCAGGAACAUCUACUACCUGUGUGCACCCACCCGGCACCUGGCAGAGCACUCCCCCUACUUUGAGGCCAUGAAGAAGAAGGACAUGGAGGUCCUGUUCUGCUAUGAGCAAUUUGAUGAGCUGACACUCCUGCACCUUCGGGAGUUUGACAAGAAGAAGCUGAUCUCAGUGGAGACAGAUAUUGUUGUUGAUCACUACAAGGAAGAGAAGUUUGAGGAGAGCCGUCCAGCUGCAGAACGUCUGACAGAGAAGGAGGCUGAGGAGCUGAUGGCCUGGAUGAGAAACGCCUUGGGCUCUCGAGUCACUGGUGUGAAGGUGACCACCCGGCUGGACACUCACCCUGCCAUGAUCACUGUGCUGGAGAUGGGGGCUGCCCGGCACUUCCUGCGCAUGCAGCAGCUGGCCAAGACCCAGGAGGAGCGUGCCCAGCUCCUGCAGCCCACCCUGGAGAUCAACACAGGACAUGCUCUAAUUAAGAAGCUUAAUGAGCUGAAGGACAGCCAGCCCGAUCUGGCUCAGCUGUUGCUUGACCAGAUUUAUGAGAAUGCCAUGAUAGCAGCAGGACUGAAUGAGGAUCCCAGACCCAUGGUGAACAGGCUGAACGAGCUUCUCACCAGAAUCCUGGAGAAGAACUGAGCCCCAGCAGAAUGCAGGAUGAACUCUGUGCUGAUGCCCCUUUUCUGAAUGGCAGUCCCUGUCAGCUAUGGCAGCACCUGCUUGCAGGCACUGUGCAGAGAGGGCUUCAUGUGGCAGAAAGUCAGGGAGAAUGCCAGGGCCUUCCAACCCUCACACACGGGGAGGAGCCAGUUGGAAUGAUGAAAUCAUGUGUCAUCAACCUGUUCAA